Molecule: messenger RNA, 726 nt
Organism: Eutrema salsugineum
Lineage: Eukaryota; Viridiplantae; Streptophyta; Magnoliopsida; Brassicales; Brassicaceae
Exons: 2
Coding region: 1-726 (241 amino acids)
Source: RefSeq, a predicted model, not a curated record
AUGGAAUCCGAAAACCAUUAUGGUCCAACCGAAGGUUUUGUAAACCUUUUAACGAGCCAGAUCAUUGACCUUGGAUCAUCACAAGUGCCUGUGUUUGGUACACAACCUUUUGGAGAGGAACGUGGCUUUUCCGGGAUGAUAGGAAGCAUUGAUUGUACUUUGAAUGAUAUAAACGUGCUUGACCGUUCACCUGUGUUUGAUGACAUAUUACAAGGUCGAGCUCCAAAAGUGAGGUACACUGUCAACGGUCACAACUAUAAGUUGCCUUAUUACCUCACCGACGGUAUCUAUCCGAAAUGGGCAACUUUUAUACAAUCCAUUCACCUUCCACAAGAUGAGAAAGCAACAACGUUUGCUAAACAUCAAGAAUCCGUCCGGAAAGAUGUCGAGCGUGCUUUCGGGGUUCUCCAAGCCCGAUUUGCUAUUAUUAAAAAUCCAGCACUCAUCUGGGAUAAGGAAAAGAUUAGAAAGAUUAUGAGGGCAUCCAUCAUAUUACACAAUAUGAUUGUGGUAAACGAACGAGGUAACCGCAGUUUGUAUGAUAUUUCAGGAUUCCAACAACCAGACGGAACCAGAUCGUCACACGUUGAUAUGACGUAUUCUACGGAUAUGUCUACAAAUAUCAACAAUAUGAUCGGAAAUCGGAACGAAGUUCGUGAUAAAAAAAUACAUGAACGUUUGCAAGCUGAUUUGAUGGAGCAUAUUUGGAACAAAUUUGGUGGCUAA